Fonsecaea multimorphosa CBS 102226 is the source of this 663-nucleotide messenger RNA. RefSeq lists its product as uncharacterized. The transcript has a single exon. The record is from RefSeq and is a predicted model, not a curated record. Bases 1 to 663 code for a protein of 220 amino acids. NCBI's taxonomy places the organism in Eukaryota, Fungi, Ascomycota, Eurotiomycetes, Chaetothyriales, Herpotrichiellaceae.
AUGCCAGUUAUACCUAUCCGACCGACACCAAGUGUUUCGGCAGGAAAGGGAAUCGCCCUCGAACCCAGGGAGGCCGGAGAACACAGCUACUGGAUUUUCUUCAUUGUCCUCGGUAGCAUUGUCGGGUUCGCCUUGCUCUCGGCAUUGGGCGGGUUGAUCUCAGCCAGAUGCUGCAGCAAACGCGGCGAUCAAAAAUUCAUCGAGAAGCUAGCAGCCGAGAUCGAAGACACGCAACGUACCCAGGUUGUAUCUGCCUCUGCAUCGUCCCGAUCGAGCCUCACAUUGGUCGAGGACCCCAUCGUGGAGAGGCGAAGAGCAAACAUGGUGACUCUCAAUGCCGUCGUUGGCCAAGAGGAAAGAGAUCAUGCAGACAAGAAAAGGUCCAGGAGGAGCAGCGGCCGGGAGAGCUCGUCUAUCGCUCUUCCGGUCACUUUGGCCACCCUGAGGAAAUGGGCCAAACGGUCCACCCUCAGUGGUGAUCAUAAUCAACGACAGUCACCAAAUCAUACGCGCGUGAUCUCUGGCCCCGGUUCAGCAGAUCCAAUCCCAACCCCUCCAGUUCCUCUGCACUGCAAGUCCAGGUGCGAAAUCAGCACCAGCACCAAUUACGAUGAACCUUCGCAGUUGAUAGACGAUAUUCGAUCCAACGCAACCAGAGUAUAA